AUUACGCUGUCAUCUACUUUCCCCACAUCUUUCGCCUCCUUUCUCCUUCUUACGUCGUCCUUUAAAUAUCCUCUAUACACUUUAUAAUCUCUAAUCGCAUCAUGUUGGAAACGUUUGAAAUUUUCACCACCUCAGGGGUGGUCCUCUGGUCCAAAUCCUACGCUCCUGUGGGGUCCCAUGUGGUCAACAGUCUGAUCAACGACGUUUUUAUCGAGGAGAAGACGCAGCAGUCCCAGGUUCCUGGACUCUCUCCUGCUUACAAGAAGGAAAAAUACACCUUGAAGUGGAAGCGAGUCAAGGAAUUCAACCUCAUCUUUGUGGCCGUGUAUCAGUCCUUGCUUCAUCUGGGAUGGAUCGACCGACUCCUGGAAAACAUCUCGACCCUUUUCAUCGACCUCUACAAAGACAAGCUCCUGGGUAACCGUGUGAGGAUCACCGAGUACCCCUUCGACAGGUACUUCGACCAGCAGGUCCGCGAGCUGGAGGACAACACGGGCGUGGUGCCAAGGGCAGUGAUCACCAGCGAGGAUGACAAGAAAGACCCGUUGGUCUCGUCCGACAACGGGGGUCCCCCGCCUCCUCCCAUCCCCGGCCUCCUCAAGGCGCAGCUUGAUGCUGCGCCGGGUGGGACCUCCGAUGAGAGUACCCCCCCUCAGUCUCCGGACAUUUCUCGAUCAUCGACACCGGUGACGAGCCAUAUUCUGACCGCAAAAGGCGGUCCGGGCGGUCGUGUCUCCCGCCGUGCGCGCAAGGCCGCCAACAGCGCCAAUGUUUCCUCCGGGGAGGAAAGUGUCCGCAAAGGAAAGGCGACGCCGAAGAGCGCCAAGAAAAUGCGGAGGUGGGAUGCGGAUGGCCUUGCGGACGAGGACGACGGCACGGUGCUCGACUACUCCGCCCCCGCGGACGACGCCGCGGCCGCACCGGCGGUGGAGGCGGUCUCCCAGGAUUCCUGGGGCCGCCGGACCGGCAAGGGCCAGUUCGUUCUCAAGGAUCUGGGCGAUGAGGUCCAUUCGAUUCUGGAGAACGCCGACCAGGAGAAAUCCAAGACGUCCUCGACGGGCUUCGUUGGCUCCGGUUUCAGUGCGAUUGGCGGCAUGCUCCGCGGCAUCGUCGGCGGCAAGGUCCUGACGGAAGCGGACCUGGAGAAGCCGCUGAAGACGAUGGAAGACCACCUGCUGCGGAAGAACGUUGCGCGCGAGGCGGCGGUGCGUCUGUGCGACGGGGUGCAGCGGGAGCUGGUGGGCAAGAAGACGGCCAACUUCCAAAGCGUGGAUGCGGCGCUGCGCCUGGCGAUGGAGUCGUCCCUGCGCAAGAUCCUCACCCCCACGUCAUCGCUGGAUCUGCUGCGGGAGAUCGACGCCACCACGUCGCCCACGAGCAAAGGCGCCGCUCCCCGGCCGUACGUGAUUUCGAUCGUGGGGGUGAACGGCGUGGGCAAAUCGACCAACCUCGGCAAGAUCUGCUAUUUCCUGCUGCAGAACAAUUACCGGGUUUUGAUCGCCGCUUGCGACACGUUCCGUUCGGGAGCCGUGGAGCAACUGCGGGUGCACGCCCGCAACCUGAAGGAGCUCGGCGCGCGCGAGACCGCCGGCGACGUGGAAUUGUACGAGAAGGGGUACGGCAAGGACGCGGCCAACGUGGCCAAGGACGCCGUGGAGUACGGAGCCGCCCACCAGUUCGACGUGGUCCUGAUCGACACGGCCGGUCGUCGUCACAACGAUCAGCGGUUGAUGUCGUCCCUGGAGAAAUUCGCCAAGUUCGCCCAACCCGACAAGAUCUUCAUGGUCGGCGAGGCUCUGGUGGGCACGGACAGUGUCAUGCAGGCGCGCAACUUCAACCAAGCCUUUGGCACGGGGAGGAACCUGGAUGGCUUCAUCAUCAGUAAAUGCGACACGGUGGGCGACAUGGUUGGUACAUUGGUGAGCAUGGUCCACGCGACGGGGAUCCCCAUUGUAUUUUUGGGAGUCGGCCAGCACUAUGGGGAUCUGCGAGGAUUGAGUGUUCCCUGGGCAGUGAACCUGUUGAUGAAGUGAUA
Messenger RNA from Aspergillus candidus, 2035 nucleotides. Its product is annotated as signal recognition particle receptor subunit alpha. The transcript has 2 exons. Gene Ontology annotation, cellular component: endoplasmic reticulum membrane; signal recognition particle receptor complex. Gene Ontology annotation, biological process: SRP-dependent cotranslational protein targeting to membrane. Lineage: Eukaryota; Fungi; Ascomycota; Eurotiomycetes; Eurotiales; Aspergillaceae. Gene Ontology annotation, molecular function: ATP hydrolysis activity; GTPase activity; signal recognition particle binding. The record is from RefSeq and is a predicted model, not a curated record. Bases 102 to 2033 code for a protein of 643 amino acids.